UGCUAACGUCUAGACAGUUGCAAAAUUGCCACAGCCUUUGCAAAUGGAGUUGAUCUUUGAUAUCAACGUUGGAUACUUCCAUAGUUCAUUGCUGUUUAGGGAUACGGAUGAAGCAUUCAUGAGACAAAUAUCUCUACUCAUGAAACAUGAGAUUUACCUCGCUGGACAGCAGAUCUGGAGUCAGGGGGUGGUCAAAAAUGGCAUGAUGUGCGUUAAGAGGGGCAUCAUUGAGAUGUUGUCUGAUGAAGAUGAUGAAAGCCCUAUGAUUGCUUUUAAAGAAAACACGGUAUUAGGUGAGCUGAGCCUUUUCUACUCUAUACCGUCGAAGGUAACAGUGAAAGCGGCUACGUACGUCGAGCUACAGGUACUACGUCGGACUGACUUCAUGCGAGUGAUAUCUGAAUAUCCCGCUAUGCUGCGUCAUAUUCGUGACAAAAUCAACGACAGGCUGAGCAAAACACGCCGAAGAAAGGAAUCAAUAAUGAAGUACGAUAAAGGGGAUUCGAGGCUCAUUCGAACUCGCUAUCGGCCCAUGAAAGUGCUCAAAGACAAUUUGGUCGGCGCCGAGGAAGAAGACCCGACGUUCGUAGAUGAUUCUCACAUGUAUUACAGAGAUGAAAAUAACGUUCGGUUACCUAAGUUUACGACUGAGUAUUUAGAGCUGUAUGAGGUGACCAGUAAUGUAACCACUAUUGAUGCGCCUCGGAUAUGUCUCAGAUCAAACUUUCCGUGGAUUUUGGAACCUAACACGGAUUUCACGUACAUGUGUGAUUUGGCACAUUUUGUAAUAGUGCUGUACGUAUGUGCGAUGUCUCCCUACUCGGCCAUCACGAACAGGCAGUUCGAGGCGGAGAAGGUCCUUGGAACCAUCGUCACCGCCGGCUUGCUACUCAACCUUUACGUUCAGCUCACAACUGCCAUUAUUGAUAAGAACAUUAGAAAAGAAACAGUAAAAGAAAUAACAGAAGUGAAAAUGUCUUCAUUUGGGUUUUACUUAGACAUCAUAUCUUUGUUUCCCGUGUACAUAUUUACCGAUACAUUGGAUCCUAAUGGUGAAACGGUGGCUGGACAAGCAGCCAAGUUGUUCCCCGUGCUGCAAGUGUGGCAUAUUUGGGAUUAUUUCGUCAAAUGGGAGAAGAAUUUUAACAGUCAUGUAAAGCUCUUGAGUCUAUUGAAGUUUUUCAUUCUGUUCUGCAUAUUUUGCUAUUGGUCUGGCUGUUUUUUGUUUUUGUUCGCGUGUCCAAGAACAUUGUGUCGUCAGAAUUCAUGGAUGUCACUGUUAAUCUACUGGGAGACGAAAGUGUUUAUGACGAAUGAUGCAAAGCACGAGCACCCAAUGAUGUCGUCGUUUGCUUUCGGCACAGCGGUGUUUACUGGCACCGGCACUUCUGAUAUAGCGCCAGGCAUCACAGAUCUGGUUGUGGUAGUACUGUUGUUUACACUUGGAACUUACCUCAGUUGUUUCUACAUAGCUAAAAUUUGCAGUCUCUACUUGCUUUCUACUCAAAGGAAAUUAAAGUUCAAGGAAUCCAUGAGAGAAUUGUUCUACUUCUUGUCGGUGAACCACGUGAGCGGGAAAAUUAAAUCGCGCGUUAAAAAGUUCUUCUGUGUACAAUGGUAUUACAACAAUGCUGUGUCGAGUGAGGAAAUAUUUCAGGACAUGUCGGCGAAUAUUCAACAGGAGGUGUUGUCGAUAGAAAUGGUCGAAACACUGCUGCAUUGUCCGCUUUUCCAGAAGUGCAAUCGCGACUUUCUCCAGACCGUCGCAGCGAACACGAGGACAAUCGUCCUCCCGGACAAUGAGAUAGUCCAACACGCGGCCGACAUCGGCCGAGACAUGUACAUUUUGCAGAAGGGUCAUUGCAAUGUACUAAAUAACUCUGGUAAAGUUGUCACCACUAUUGGACCCGGCAGCCAUUUUGGAGUAGUUGAAAUGCUGUUCGGAUUACCUAAGGUGUACACAGUGCUGACGUCGACAAACUGCAUAUUACUGCACGUGGAGUACACUGCGUUGGUGCAGUGCUGGGGAACAUUCCCGGACAUUAGUCACCCCAUUAUCACGGUAUUAGAGGACGCGGAGUUGCUGACAAAAGCGAGACAUUAUGAAGAGGCGAAACCUUUGACCGGACGGAUCGACGUUAAAAUAAAUAGGAUAGCGCAAGAGAUAAAGGAAAGUUUCGUUAUGUUGAACAGCAGCGAGGAGCGGGAGCAUUACGCGAAAGCGUUCGAAAAGUUAGGAGUUAUGAGACACUUAAGAUAUAUAUUCCUGCCCAUAUCAAUCACACCGCACGGUCUAUUUCUUAAAUUCUGGUGCACACUGAGGUUCUUGGUGGCGAUAUUUUAUGUGCUGACCGUACCCUAUGACAUUGCUACAAAACAACACAAACACGGCCGCGGGUACAACUGGCCAGACAUAUUUCUAUACGUAGACAUAGUGGUAAUGGCGUACGUGGCAUUUUACAACGAAAGGUCUCUGCUCGUCACACACCCUUUAUUGACUAUGUCGCGAUAUUUCAAGCACUCUUUCUUGUAUGAUGUGAUUAGCAUAUUCCCGUUUGAGCAGUUGGUUAGAAUUGUGAAUGAUAAUACAGAUUUAGAUAUGUACAGAAUGAAUCGAAUGCUUCUGGUGUCGAGGAUAACCGGAGCCUUUUCAUUCUGGGAGACCGAUAUAAUGCAGCUGAAUCCAGUUGUUGUGCUGCUAAAGUUUCUGCCGAUCGCAGUCACUCUGGUCAACUUCGCCACAGCGAUUAUUUUCAUUAAUACAUGCGAUCCGUAUAUGUCGCACGAUUCGUAUUACAUAUUGGUGAAUUGUACGAAGGUGUUGGCUGUUUCUAAUAGCAGAUAUGAUGUUAAGUAUGCGGCGUCUGAAUACGCGUACACGUUCUACUGGGUGUAUGAGAUAUUUGUUGGAGUUGGCUGCACGCCUGUGGGUGUGGCAAACAGCGUCGACGUGUGGCUCAUGAUGGCGUUGGAGAUCGUCGGCUUCCUCUACUUCGCUUUCAUGGUGGGAUAUGUGUCUUCCACCAGGUCUGCCGCGGCGCAUGCUCUGCUCGAACACACUGAAAAAACAAGGGAUUUGGCGAACUUUCUGUAUCAGGAAAAUGUGGAUCCAAUUUUGACAUCGAAAACGUUGAAAUAUUUCGAAUAUGUGUGGAAGAGGACUAAUGGCAGUAACCCGCAGCUGAUAUGCCGCCGGCUGAACUCUGCUUUGAUGGAAGACACCUUAGUGUUCAUGUAUGAACGGGCUUUGCGUGAAGUCCCUUUGUUCGGGAAAGUGGAGCGAUCGUUCAUCAGGGUUGUCACGCAGCAUCUCAACGAAAUGUACUUUCUGAAGGGAGACACUGUUAUACAAUGCAAGGAUGUACAGCCUUAUAUUUAUAUUAUAUAUCGAGGGAAGGUGGACGUCCUAACUUCAUACAACGAAAUGAUCACCUGCAUGGGCCCCGGUGGCAUGUUCGGGAAUUUCACCGGCCAACCAAUAUCGUGUUCGGAAGUAACUAUAUACGCCAGCAGAAGUUUAGACUUGCUCGUAAUACCCAGCCAGACUUUCCUCAACCUAGUUAAGUAUUAUCCGAAGAUCCAGGAGCCUUUGAGCAAGGCUUUUGAAGUAUCAAGAGAUUAUAUUUUACCCAUUACUAUGGAUUUCAAUGAUGAAACUUCAUCGGAUGAUUCAGAAGUUGAUAUAAUGUCUUUAGAAUCGGCAUUUGAUUCUAGAAGCGGUUCCAGCAGAUUUGAAUUAACAGGGCAGCUGUCCCUCCGUAGCUCCCAUUCGAACAUGAGCCAAGCGAAGUCGUCGGCCAGCGUGAUGACCUACCAGAGCUACACGCACGCUACUAAUUUGCUGCGGCCCGGCACUCUGUUAUUUCAGACCUUUGGUUAUGUAACAUGUAUAAUUGCGACUACAAACUACGCGACUUGUCUUUACGAGAUGGUUACUUUGAACGAUUGCUACCUUAUAUUCUGGAUGCAAGCCGCUUUUGAUAUAUUUUUCUAUGUGAGAAUAUGCUUGACAAUGCACAAAAGUUACAUCAGCAAACACGGCGAACUUAUAAUGGAUGCAGCGAAGUGUCGCAAGAGAUAUUUCAAACAUAAAAUAUGGGUUUGGACUGACGUGCUGGUCCUGCUACCGCUCGAACUGUUCGCCUUUUGUUCAUCAAAUCCAGUGAGGUUAAUGCAUUAUCUACGCGCAAACAAACUGUUCCGCUUGAAAUAUUUGUUCCAAUUCUAUCGUCAGACAUCUGCUGAGCUCACAAACAAUCUAACUAUUUUACAGUGUGCAAUGACUAUGAUUGUGGUAAUCUUGUUGAUCCACACGUUCACUUGCAUUUGGCUCGUGUCGUUGAUGGCCACGGCCCCCAUAAACAUCAUACGCACGUUGAAAAUACAUUUGGUUGACGAAGAAACACCACAACAUCGCUGGGACUACACCACAUCGUUCUACGUGGUGGUAUCUGUCCUAACAACCACUGGAGGUGAUGAAUUCGUCAUCGAUGAGCUGCUACCGAUGGUGAUUAUGGCCGUAAUCCUUGUGUGUGGUAAGAUGUUGGCAGCCAUCGUGGUUGCCACUUCCACGCAAGUUGCCUACUCCACCAAAUAUGCUUUGAAUACGUACGAGAAGGUUACCAAAGAGUUAAUUGAUAUGUUGAAGAAUCAGGGUUUGUCUGCUUAUCAACUAAAGAAUUUUUGGAAGUAUGUCAAGCAGUUGUGGGUAACUGAGAGAGGGAGACAGUUACCGGCUCUUCUAGCUCAAACGCCUUACGUAAGGCGAUGCGAUCUCAUGUCGGCGAUGUUUGGCCAACAUUUGCGCAAUUGUUACCUAUUCUCUGACACGGGCGAGCCGUUCCUAAGACAGCUCACCGCUGCGCUGGACUUUGCAAUUUAUUUUCCAGGCAACUACGUAGUAGUAGCAGGCGAGAGCGAGGCUCGCAUGCACUGGGUGAACAGUGGUACGGUCUCUGUGGUCUCAGUACGGAGCGACCUUACGGAGACCACACACGAACUCCUCGGUCCAGGCGACGUGUUUGGAAUACUCCAAGGCUUGAACCGAGGAAUUACACAUCAGUUCUCUUAUAGAGCUGAGACUAAGGUUACUAUAAUCUCCUUGAGUUUGGACACUUGGAGUAACAUAACUACAUUCUUCCCGGACGCAAAGAAGAUAAUAACUGACAGAGCUGAAGUAUUAUUUUCUAAAAUUUGAUUGUUUAUCAUAUAUUAAAUAAAUCCUGUGAAAGUCUAUUUCUUGAUGAUAGUUCAAGAACAAUAACUAUUAAACAACAGAUAUUUUUUAUUUAGAGCAUAAUUUUAACCAAUGUAUCCAAUUUAAAAUUCAACUGACGAAUCUUUGGAAACAAAUAAAUGAAGCUG
This is a messenger RNA of Manduca sexta (tobacco hornworm), 5364 nucleotides long. RefSeq lists its product as uncharacterized. Gene Ontology annotation, biological process: transmembrane transport; monoatomic ion transport. The transcript is spliced from 39 exons. NCBI's taxonomy places the organism in Eukaryota, Metazoa, Arthropoda, Insecta, Lepidoptera, Sphingidae. Gene Ontology annotation, cellular component: membrane. The record is from RefSeq and is a predicted model, not a curated record. The coding region runs from base 44 to 5197 and encodes 1717 amino acids. Gene Ontology annotation, molecular function: protein-containing complex binding; monoatomic ion channel activity.